Molecule: messenger RNA, 10647 nt
Organism: Venturia canescens
Lineage: Eukaryota; Metazoa; Arthropoda; Insecta; Hymenoptera; Ichneumonidae
Gene: Prosap
Product: SH3 and multiple ankyrin repeat domains protein 3
Exons: 18
Coding region: 742-5823 (1693 amino acids)
Cellular component (GO): dendritic spine; postsynaptic density; postsynaptic membrane
Molecular function (GO): synaptic receptor adaptor activity; ionotropic glutamate receptor binding
Source: RefSeq, a predicted model, not a curated record
CUCAGUCUCGAACGCGAGUUCGACGCGAUAGGACAUAUUUAUAUUCGUGUUCUCUCUCUCUCUCCCAUUCGUACCGUAUCUCCAUUCGUCUACAAUUCUUUUGUCGAAGAAUUAGAUUGAAGCUUCCGUGCGCGUGCGUUUCGCUAUCGUAAAAAAAUAUUGAUCGUAUUACAUGAAAUAAAAAAAUAAAAAUAAUUUGAAAAAACGGUUGUAAAAAGUGUCCGUGAACGUCGCCGCAUAGUUGCGAAAAGUGCAUCGACGUUGCGAAAAGUGUCAAAGAGAGUGUGCUCCGGGGGGUGGGGAAAAAAGUGUCGUACACGAGUUUGUUUUUCUUUUAGUUUUGUCUUCAAACGUUUAGUCAUAAAUAACUUCCGGUGUGUGUGCGCGCGCGCGCGCGCGAUCAAACAGCGAUAAAAGAACGAGAAAAUAUCAAUAUCAGCGUUUACGGAAAAAACAACAACCCACCCACCAUCUUGAAGUGUUUUGAACGAAUAUACUGCGAGAGUUGAGAAAUAUAAAAGUACACGAGACGAGGCUGUACUUUUUGCGAAGCGAAGGAAAAUAGAGAAGUGUGUUUAAGAGGAUCUUCGAGCUAACCUGCCUUCUGGAAUUUAUUUUUUUUUGAUGAUGCUGACGUACGAAUCAAAAAACAUGCAACGGGACGAUGGGAAAAUCGCCAUACAUCUAUGAUGUGAUAAACGAUUGACCGUGGAAAAAUAGAAAGCCCUCGUGGUUCUCGCGAUGGAGGCGGGACCGAAGCAGGGCGCGUGUACAGCUGUCGGGGUUGCUGCAGGAAGCAUGAGCAUUGCCGGUGGUCAAGCUCAUGUUGUGCAGCAGCAACAACAACAGCAACAACAUGUUCACGAGCCAGCGACCGGGGAGAAUUGCAACCCUGAGGAGGGUGUCUUAACAGCGAGAGUUCACGUGCCCGAGCUCUAUGUCAGCAAAUGUCUCCAAUUCCCCAAAGAUCAGCUGGUCUGGGACGUGAAACAGCAAUGUCUUGCAUCCCUGCCAAAGGUCGCCACUUGGUACAGGGAACUCAAAGAGAGCUUCAAUUACGGGCUCUUUUGUCCUCCGGUGAACGGAAAAGCCGGCAAGUUCCUAGACGAGGAACGGCGUCUCGGGGACUAUCCAUUCAACGGUCCAGUCGGCUACUUGGAGCUCAAGUACAAGAGACGAGUUUACAAGAUGUUACAUCUCGACGAGAAACAACUUAAGGCAAUGCACACGAGAACGAAUCUACGGAGAUUGCUCGAUUACGUGGCAAACAGUCAAGUCGAGAAGAUCGCAAAGAUGUGCAGCAAGGGACUCGAUCCGAAUUUUCAUUGCCAAGAAACUGGAGAGACGCCACUGACGCUUGCAACGAGUCUGAAAAAGCCUUCAAAAGUAAUAAUAGCGUUGGUUAACGGUGGCGCCCUUCUCGAUUACCGAACAAAAGAGGGCUUGACAGCGAUGCAUCGAGCAGUUGAAAGGAACAGUCUCGAAGCUGUUAAGACGCUGCUCGAACUCGGUGCUAGUCCCAAUUACAAAGACACUAAGGGAUUGACUCCCCUUUAUUACAGCGUCAUAUACAAAACUGAUCCAAUGCUUUGCGAAACUUUGCUCCACGAUCAUGCCACCAUCGGGGCUCAGGAUCUUCAGGGAUGGCAGGAGGUACAUCAGGCCUGCCGUAACAAUUUGGUCCAACACCUCGAUCAUCUGCUCUUCUACGGUGCUGACAUGAACGCUCGCAACGCAUCGGGAAAUACGCCGUUACACGUUUGCGCGGUAAACAACACGGAUUCUUCGUGCAUUCGUCAAUUGUUGUUCCGCGGUGCGCAAAAAGACAGUCUCAAUUACGCGAAUCAGACGCCUUAUCAAGUGGCCGUUAUAGCAGGAAAUAUGGAGCUUGCUGAAGUCAUCAAAAGUUAUCAGCCCGAGGAAGUCGUACCAUUUAAAGGGCCGCCACGCUACAACCCGAAGAGACGUUCAGUGGCAUUUGGGGGUAUGACGACGAGCUGUUCGGCGAGCAAUCUGGGCACAUUAACGAGGAUACCGUCGUCGAGCGAGCAUCAGGGUACGAUCGGAUCAACGAGUUCAUCAUCGAGUACAUUAACUCGGACGAUCUCGGUGGAUCAAUAUCCAACAGGUGCGUUAAGCAGAUUAUCAAUUGCGGAACAAUAUUCAACGGGAAUAUUGAGUAGAACGUCUACGAGUGCAACAACAACGUCAACGACGAUGACAACGACGACUACGACGACAGCAGCGUCAUCGGCUUCUUCCUCGUCAUCGUCCUCCUCAUCGAGCGGCGAACCGCUGUACUCGUGUGGCAACAUUAAGCGUAACGUAGCGUCGAACAUCGAGCAAUACGCGAUGGGUACACUGAGCAGAAUAACCCCGAGCAAUGAGAAUUACCCGAAUUCUGGUACAUUAAGCAGAACACCGUCCAGCGAAAGACAAUACGCUACAACAGGAAGCCUCACCAGAGCACCGUCCAACGAGCAAUACUCGAACACUGCUACACUAAGCAGAACACCGUCCACCGAAAAAUACUCGUCAACGAGUAUAAGCAGAGCGUCGUCCACCGAACAACAGCAGCAACAGCAGCAACAACAUUCAAGUAGUAACAUAACACGAACAGAGUCCCACCAAAGCAACCUGAACAGAGUGCCGUCCAUGGAACGCUCCGACAAUGGUGCCCUCCAGAGAAUACCGUCCGAGCAGCAUCUCACGGGAACAACAACCACACGAGCACAACUACACGAACAGACUUCUCAUCAUAGCAUUAUCAGCAGAAACGAACAUCUUCAAAAUACCAUCAAUCGACUACCCUCCGAAUAUCAGAGCCCAGGAACCCUCAGAGAUCCAACUGCGAGAUCACCGGCAGCGGAGCACUAUCAAAACUUAAGAAUAGAGGGCCUGACGAGGCUACACGAGCACCGUAUCGAGUUGCAGCAUCGUCUGGAUAUUCAUGGACGUACAAUGGAGAUGCCACCGUCACCAUCGCCGAGCAGCCGAAGCCUCGCUCCCUUCAGCUCGGCUAGUUCCAGCCUUUCCGAGGGCAGCAAUCAGCCCUCCGGCGAAGAUUCUGCCAGCAUCGUCACAGACAAGAGUCUCGGCGAUACUGCUUCAGACGUUAUAAGUGACAGCUCCGGCGUCGGGACCUCGCAAUCUGACACGACCAAUUCACUCUCCAUCCCCGGAACAACUGUCGUAUGCGUUGAAAGCUACAGCAGCGGAAUCGCUGGGCAUCUCAACAUCAAUCAGGGCGAUAUCCUUGAAGUCACCGGGGCUACGGAUUGCGGUCUCUUGGAAGGAGUUCUUCGCGGUCAAGGCACCGGAUUGUUUCCAGCUCAUUGUGUCCAGGAAGUUCGACUUCGUCACACGAAUAUACCGCUUGGUCCUCAAAUCGUCAGAGAAGGUAGAAAUCGGGUUCUAGGACGACGGGAAUCCCAACACAAAUAUUUCGCAACGGCACCACGGUUAAAGAAACCAGUAACCGCUGAACCGAGAACGGUUGUGCUCCAUCGAUCGAGGAAGGGUUUCGGCUUUGUUCUACGCGGCGCCAAAGCGACUUCGCCUCUCAUGGAACUGACACCAUCGGCGAGGUAUCCUGCUCUUCAGUAUCUCGACGACGUGGACCAAGGUGGCGUUGCAGAUCUCGCGGGAUUGCGCAAAGGCGAUUUUCUCAUUCAGAUUAACGGCGAAGAUGUGACAACGGCGUCGCACGAACACGUGGUCGAUCUUAUAAGAAGGUCAGGCGAACUCGUGAGAAUGACCGUCGUAUCGCCAGUCAUAAGUCUUCCGAAUUCACAAUCCGCAGCAGCCCUACCGACUAGUCAGCCAAAUCAGAGGCAAUAUGCAACGUUACCUCGAAAAGGUAGCACCAACGUGCCAAUGAGCGGUACACUUGGAAGAUCACCGGCACCCCUGCCACCUCGACGAGAUCCAAAAACUACUCUGAGCGUGGGACGCGCGAGAGCCAGAUCGAUGGUUGCUGGAUUGGAAGGUGGAGGUGAGAAAGACGAUCGCGACGACAUUGCAUCGACCGGUGGAAAAUCGAGCAGUGCCGAAUCAAUUCAUCUUCCUCAGCAACCGUCGACCGGUUCGAACACAGGUCAAAACACGCCGGUGCAACCGAGAACAGCGAGUAUUCGAUCGAGACCAACAUCGAGUAGAAUAACCGCAGCGGAAUUAGAAGAACUCUUUCAACGUCAGCAAGGCAGCGCUAACGGCCAGUACGGCUCCUCCAUGAUGAGUUCUCACUUUCAGACUGGCCAAGCGACUAAAUCACAUCCGUCAUCGCCCGCCAAGACCGGCAGGGUCUAUGCGAGCGUUGCGGAAAUGAAGCGAAAGGGAAAAUCGAGUUCGAGAGUACGAUUCUUCGGUGGACUCGGCGGGGGCUCCGAUCUUCACAGGGAUUUCCACAGCACGCCUGAUCUCAAUGUUCAGGCGCAGUCGGCAAUCCUCGGGGCAAAAGGACAUCGCAGCCAGGAGGACGUUAACGCUCUUAUCGGACGAAACGCACUUCCACCGCCGAAUCAUCCACCUCCGCCUCCGCCCGUUGGUCAAGUUAUCAAAGUCAACGUCGGCCCAAAUGCACCGGAUGUCGUUACACCCUCUUCCGUUUACGACAACAUGGCUCACAUCCAACAAGUCAAAGAAUUGGCAGCAGCAUCGUCAGAAGGUGGUUACGGUGUAAUGUCGAGUUUCCGACCAUCGAACAGCGCGAAGCUGUACGCGUCACCGGAGGAUAUGAAAACGGUGGGUUAUCGCUCGCGCAGUUUACCAGCCCAUUCGACGGGCUCGCACAUAAGGAAAUCCCACAGCCUCCGUACACCGAAUAACGGAGGAUUCAAGCAAGCGACAAACGGACAAGCACCUUCGGGGAGCGUGACCAACGUGAGCGCGGCAUCGAAUGGGGUUAGUUCGGGAAAUCAGGCUGGCAGUAACAACCAAUACGCUCAGCCGUUAAAGACGAAUCGUAGUCACAGUAUAGCUGGUACGCGGGAGAGGAAAAAGAAGUCGAUAACGUCGAGCUCAUCGGUGACGAACCUUUCAUCGAGCGUAGCAGCGCCCCCGAUUCCCGAGCCGGAUUACAGUCUCUCGGAAUCGGAGAACGACGAGGAGGAGGAGGAAGAAAGAGAGGAGGAGGAAGAAACGGACGAGGGUGAAUCGGAAAUCACCAAAGAAUUGGAAAAAGCCGCGGCUCGUGAGAAGCUCGAAUCAACGCGGGAAACGUCCGGGAAUUCGAACGCUUCGGGAAGCAGCUCGUCGGGUAGCAGCUCUUUACCACACUCGUUCAGCGUCGAAGAGAUUCAAAAAGUUCGAACUCAAUUGAAAUCAUCCAAGAGUCACCCGAAUGAAUUUUUAUUGAGCCAGCAGACGCAACAGCUCGUGGAGGAUGGCGACAACAGCUCGAGCGGCGUCAGCUCCGAUCAGGAUGUCCCGGUUGGUCCGCCAACAGGUUUUGACGACACGUCGAGAAACGACAACAACGCCGUACAAUCGACUAUUUCGUCGGACAAAGAAAACAAUAAUCCAAAGAGGAUGAAUUACAGCAGUGGAAUGCUAACCAGGCAUGCGGUUAGUCUGGCACAAUUACCGCCGCCCAUUGAGGCCGAUGCUGAGGAACAAAACAACGAUCUUUUCGUGCCGCCACCGCCAGAAUUUAACGCCGGUCCUUCGGCGAACAACGGUGGCGAUAACGAGCUCGUGUUCGCCCCACCUCCACAAUUCUGCGACACCCGACAGUCGCAAAGUCGCGUUAAGAUUAUCGGUGCAAUACCCAAAGUUGGCAAUAACCAAGUUAAACCACCGACCGGUCGGCUUCACAGCCAGUAAAGAAACAAUAAAGCAGGGCUUUUGAUGCUAACUUUCAACGUUGUUGUCUCGUUUUCUCACGGCCGGGUUUUUUAUGCAUUUUACAAAGAGCUCAUUGUAGAUUCGUCAUAAAAUCGUCGAAACAAUCGAGAUUUUUAAAUUGUUAACGCUUAACGAAGCUUCUUUGCGAGCCGAUCCAGCUGGUUUACCUGGUUGCUGGGAGCUGGGAAAUGCGUGUGCGUAACGAUUCAUUGUUUUUGAGGCCGCGACGGCCUAAGAACGCAGUAAGCGGCAGCACGAGCCAAGCAGAGAUAAAAAAAUGAAACGAAAAGUUUCCAAUAUCCCGGAUGUAGUUCUAAGUCAUAACAAGAGAUAAAAAAAAAAAAAACGAGCGAAUGAACGACGCGGUUGCAACAGUGAGAAAGGUUGACGCGUGUGAGUGGCAGGGUAUACAAGUACCGUUUGUUUUACAUGUUUCUAAUCGUCUACGACGUGUGUUUAAUAUUUUUUCAAAUAAAAGAAAAUCAAGAAAUAAGAAAGCGAAAGCAAACCCUAGAACGGAUAAGAACUUUUGGAUCGCGUCCGCAAUUUUCUCGGAUGCCUCUUAUGAUAACAAAGAAUUUUCAACGAAAUUCUUACGUGCUACACCGUUAAGAAUUGUUCUACUACACAGCUAAACGUAAAAAGAAUCGUUGUCGAGGUCGACCAGUUUCCCUAGAACUCUUCAUUUAAUGUCACGUGUCUAUAAUCAUAUUAGCACACUUGUGUACGUGUGGUUGUGCGUAUGUGUGCAUGGGUGGUAAGCGUGUGCGAGUGUGCAUGCACGCGAGCAAUGCGCGGUGUCAAAGUGCGCGAAAGACCUGGAGCUUCUUCGAGCUUUGGUAUCCGACUGAUUAUGAGAUCCGCAAUGAGGCGAAAAACCAAGCUUAGCGUACGUUCUCGGACGUCGAUAUCGACGAAACGAAAAAUAUAAAAAAGGAAUGAAUGAAGUAUGAAAAAUCAAAGGUCGAAGCGCAACCUACCUAAUUUUAAGUUCUUCUUGUGACUGUAGACUACUACUGCUCAAAAGCCUAAAUACGCAAAGCUAUUCACAAAGUCAUUAGAGAUUGUUUCUAGUUUUAAUAAUGGUUAAUUACACUAUAUACAAAACUGUACUGUACUGUACGUUGAUCAGACGAAAAGAAAAGAAGAACAGAGAACACGGAUAUUCACGGCUGUAAACUACUACUUGUGAGUCGCAUAGCUGGAUUCCGAAUGCAAUGUAUUAGGGACUAAGGUGAAAUAAGAAGAGGAAAGAAGAAAAGGAAAAGAAACGAAAAACGAAGUAAAGAAAAAACAAGAGAAAAAUAAGAGCACUCGAUAAUUUUCGGCUUGUAAGAUAGAGACCGUAUUCCUUCCAUUCUUAAUAACCGGACCACUUCGGGAGAUCGCGAGGUUUCGCACUUUUUGCAUAUUGUUAACAAAAACAAAAGGAUAAAAAAACGAAAAAGUAUAACAAACGAUAAAAAAAUAAAAAUAAAAAUAAAGAACAAACAAAGUAACGGAUUAUCCGAAAAUAGGUCUUUUUCACGCAAGAUCGCGGACACAAAGUUUUGUGAUACUUCUGGCAUUAAACCAUCUCUCAUCGCUUCCCUCUUUAUAUUUUAUUGCAAAUGUUUUCCCCCCUUAUCUUCGACUUUUUUUUUUUAACUUGUACAUAAGCAACGCGUCCUCGUUAGUGUUUGUAAUCGCGGUUAUAAUCGAAUAACGCUCUUGUCAACUACCCCAAGAGUUGAUUCUAAGAGAGUCCCAUACACAAACAAACACACACGCACCUCGAAACCUCUCGUUUCCUCGCUGACAGUGCUAUAUAUUGUAAAUAUAUAAUAACGAAUACCAUUGCUACAUAUAUUGAAAUAUCAAUAAAAUUAAUGCGAUUGGGUUUAUUAUUAUUAUUGAUGAAGAAGAUACGGUAAUAUUAAGCGUCUCUCCGUGAACGACGUCCUUCCUAAUAAUUCGUUCUACAGGGCGUCCUGUGCCCUGCGAUUCACAGUGUAAACUCGAAAUCAGAUCGUAACUCAGAGUCGAAAGGUCUCGUAAUUUUUCAAGGGCCUCUCUUCCGGUUUGUUUUUAAACACUAAAGUUGAAGAAAGAGCUUCCUUUCCUCGGAGAUGCUGCUCGAACGAUUGGAGGGGGAAAGCCUUAGGACCGAUCUUGUAAACGAUGAAAUCUCAAAAAGAAGCUCUAACGGCACUUUCAGAUCUUCAGUAAGAUCGCAUUUUUUCGUGGCAACCUUUUUCAGAGAAAUUUUAUUUUUUAUGAGAUUGAACCUACAGCAUUUCACUUGGAUUCUAAGCUUCCUAGCGGUUCCCGAACUGGAAGAAUUCAUUUUCGAUAACUUUGGUGUUUCUUGACUCGAGAGUAAGAAACCUGGAGAAAAAACUUAACGAGACAUUUCCAACCGAAAUUCAGCGCUGAAUAAGAGUGUUCGUUUGCGAUCAUUGGGCACGGGACCUCCUGUAUAUGCCUUCGCAAGUUAUUUAAAAAAAUCAUAUUACAAUGAAGUAUGAGUAUUACGUCACCGCAUACUUGGCUCGUCGUCAAAUUGACGAAACAGCAUCGGAAAAGUUGAUUGUAAAACAAAACUGUAAUUCUUCUCAAAAAUGGAAGACGAGUUUAGCCAAUGCAAAGGAUUUUUGCGCCCGCAUUUCUAUGCAUUUUCAUUUUUUUUUUUUUUUUCUUUAGUCAUGCAGAAUACUAUGAACAGACAUUUGCUAAUUUUUUUAAUGGCUCAUUUCAUCAACCGUAUAAAAAAAUGAUCAUUUCGUUGUAAAUUCUAUGAAAAAUUCUGAGACGCUACAAAAAAAUUGCUCCUUUACUUUUUGCUGUUAUUCUUAGGCCACGGCGGACUCGAAUCGAAAUAUUUCUCCCUGACAAUGAAAACUUCCGUGUAUUCUACAGACCGAUUUCGAUGAUGAGUAAAAAAACUAUUAAAAUGCUAUAAAAGUAAGGACCAAAAUCCUUUGCAUGGGCUCAACGAAGAUUGGCAAGCGUUGAGAAGAACACUGCAAAUAUGAAUUUUCUCCAUCAACUUAUAGGACCAAAACAUUUCACUUCCUAUAUCAAUAUAAUAAGACAUCAUCCGAUCAUCGAGCGUCGUUAUGUGAAUUUUAUUUAUUAUUUCUCAAAUAAAAGGCUGGCGACGAAAUGAAAGUACACGAAAAAAAAGUAGAAGAAAAAGAAGAAGGAUCGAUGGAUUGGGUGGAUUAUAAGGACGACGAGCUUGGUGUGUCGGUGAAGACUGUAGUUACGACAUUCCUGCCAAAAGUAAUAUAAUAAUAAUUAAUAUAUCGAAAUUUAUACGAAAGAUAGACUUGCAGGUAUGUGAAUUACGCAAUAGCGUAAUUUCGUACGAUAGAUAACAACACACAAACACAAUUGUGGCCACAGUUUUUCAAAAGUUAAUACUUUGUAAACACAAUUCAUCAUCGUCAUCAUCAUCAUCAUCAUCAUCAUCAUCAUCAUCGUUGUCAUUGUCAUUGUCAUCAUGUCAUCACCAUCAUUCAAUAUACUCGAGUUAACGUGCGACUUCCUUGCCGAGGUGAGCAAAACUCAAUAUGUCAAUUUUUCCACAAUUGAUAAAAGCGUUAAAAAAUACACCGCACGAUACACGAGCUCUGAAAAAACUUUCGUAAUGGAAAAGAGCACCGUUUGAAACUGUAUCGCGAAAUGAAAGGUCAAUGGAGUCGUUUUCAUUCCCCGCUACAUACCCGAAGAACAACAAGUUUCUACAAAACGUUAAGUUCUCUGAGUAAAUCUGGCAAAGGAGGUAAUAUAAUAUGAAAGAUUAUAAAUUUAUAUAUACACGCGCAGAAAGUAAAGGAAAUAAGCUGUGAGGCCAAUAAAUGGAACAAAAAACCGGGGUGAACGAAUUUAGUUAAGAACAAAACCAUCUCUUGACUAUGAUGUGAAAAAAUUAAACCAUUUGUAUUUCAUUCCCAUAUAGAAUUCAAUAUAUUGUGCGAUAACAAACAAACAAGAAAUACACACUGAGAUUAAACCGCAACGUAAAAACAAAUACUAAAGAAUUAAAAAAAAAAAAAAAAAAAAAAAAAAAUACACAGUUAAACGUAUUUGCUAUAUUAAAUGUUAACAAAACAACCGGGUACUCAUCGAGAUGACGAUUUAUUCGAUCGCAUUUGAAUUCAAGACACCCUCAUAGACGCGAUUUAUUACGCAGACACUUUUUCCUCGAAGCUACCCGUAAAAGUAUUUCAUAUAUAUACAUGAUGAAAAAUGUAUUAUAUAUACAAUACAUGAAGUUAUUCUAUACACAUAUACGACUAUAUGAAUUGUAUAUAGUUGUAUAUGUAUAUAUAUAUAAAUAUAUGUAUAUGUGUGUAGCUUUAUUAAUCGGUACAAGGAGUAACCUUCAUUCUACUAGGUCACUUCCUGUGUCAAGCAAUAAAAAUAUACACAAAUUAGUUAUGAUGCGAAGGUGGUGUGACACACGGUUUCGAGAGACGAUCCAAGGCGAUCAAUAUAUAAUUGCACUGUGAACGACUGAAAUUUUGAAAAAAUGAGAGAGAGAGAGAGAGAGAGAGAGAAAAAAAAACAAAAAAAGGAGAAACAAACAAAACACUAAUUAUUUUGUUAAACGUAACCCCACGACCCGCAAAAAUCCUUCCAUUAUGUUUACCUAUCAGCCGUCAUUAUUCACCUACGAUCGCAUAUAUGAUUCUAAAUCUAACUGUCAUACGAUCACAGUUAUAGAGUGUUUUUUGUAUUAUAGUUAUUGUAUACUGUGAGUUACGAGGUACACGCAAUUCUUCAACGAUAAAUAAUAACCGAAUCAUGUUCAAUUAA